AUGAACCAGGUGUUCGUCCCGAUCUCCUGCGUGUCGGGCGAGCUGGGGCAGCGCAUUCGCCCCUUCGUGGAGGGGCUCGGAGCUUCCGUCAUCCUCUUCUGCGAUGGCGGCUCGAAGGACAAGCUGGAUGCGCAGGAGGAUGCCCCCCCAACGCGGACCUCACCCAGUCGUGCUUGUGGUGGGGCUGGCAAGCGGCAGGAACCUUUCCCCGAGGGCCUGGGCACGAUCAGCGAGAUGCCCUCGGAGGAGCUCUCUGUCAAGAUGGAGGGGGAGGUGCCGUCGGCAACGGACAGGCACUACAACCGCUUGACAUUCGAGAGGGAGAAGAAGGCACGUCGGUUGUCCUCGGACCUCUCGUGGCAGCACAAGCAGGUGGUGGACUCGGACGUGCACCAGAUUCGGGAGGCCUUCAGUCUCGACCAAGACCUAGUGGAGACCUGGCCGACAAUGGUGGCAAGGCCGUUGGUGGCGCAGACCCUGGGCAGCCCCACGGAGAAGGACAGCUCGGAGGAGGACACUCAGAGCCGGGGCGUCGGCGCGUCGGAGGUCGACCCCACGAGGAUGCCCAAGCUGCUCCCUCGCCAACCGGUGGACUUCGUGAAUGGCAGUCCCAAGCCGGCGGACAACUCGGAAGUGGGCACCGGGAAGAAGGCGGUAUCCAAGCCGCGGCCCAGGAAGGCCCCGUGGCGACCGUCGGAAAAGGGGUUCACUGUGCUAGCGGCAGCGGGGUCCAGCAGGGAGGCCAAGAGGAGGGUCCCCUGGAGACUCAGCCAAGCAACCUUGGCGACGGUCUCCCAUUACGUCGCCAAAUGGGAGUGCAACUGCCUGGAGGUCAACUUCGGGUUCAGAAGCCGCUGCCGCAGGUGCAACGGGUGGGCGCCUGCCCACACCAUCCUGCAGCAGAAUAUCCAGAAGGAGGCACUGGACAAGUUCAAGAAGGUCAGCUUCUCGGCGGACAAGGUCAAGAUGGAGGGGCAGGAGGAGACCAAGGUGGAGUCGCUGGACGACAGCAUCGGCGUCGACAAGCUCGCAGACUGGUGGGCAGAAGGCAUCGGAUCUGAAGAGCCCCUGCCGUGCGGACCCGAGGUGAUCGACAUCUCCAGUGUCUGCGGCGAGAUAGGGGACGAGAUCGAGAGUAGCUCGGCCGUCAGCGUCGGCGGCUCGGUGGGCGCCCUCUCGGGCAAGGGCUCGGACAGCAAGGGCAAGCGCAACAGACGCAAGGACACUGACAUUGCAGCUUCUGGCAGUAACGGCAAGUGCAAGAGCAAGGGCAGUAUCAAGGGCAAGAGCAAUGACAAGCACAGCGGCUACUGGGUGGAAGGCGUCUACUACCCCUCGGGAGAAGACAUCCCGCUGGUAGUCCUCACGAGGCUCGGCGUGAAGAGGCUCGGCAGCGAGGACGCUCUCGCGCAGGCCCUCGGUGGCUGA
This is a messenger RNA of Prorocentrum cordatum, 1428 nucleotides long. The record is from the annotation of a GenBank genome assembly. Lineage: Eukaryota; Dinophyceae; Prorocentrales; Prorocentraceae.